GGGCGGGACUUCCUUUCGCCCGCGGAUGUCACAUCAGGGUCGGCCAGGCUGAAAGGGCUUGGUCGGGGUGUCACCGGUUUGUGCGCCAAACUCUGGACCGGACGAGCAGGCAAACUGGCCGACGCUGGAGCCCCGCAGAUGAGCCUCCUCCUCGGAUAUGCUGUCCUGAGAGCGCCGCACGAAUCCUCCCGACAAAAUGUCUGAUGUAAACAAGACUAUCCAGAAAUGGCACGCCAGUUUUAGGAAAGGCUCAGACUUUGACUCGUGGGGGCAGUUGGUGGAGGCGAUAGAUGAAUACCAAAUUCUAGCGAGGCAAAUGCAAAAAGAGAUCCACACAACAAGUUCCACAGAUUUCACAGAAGAGCAGAAGAAAACUUUAGGGAAGAUUGCAACAUGCCUGGAGAUGAGAAGUGCGAGUCUGCAGUGCACACAGUCAAUGGAAGAAUUCAAAUUAGAGGACCUGAAAAAAUUAGAAACCAUAAUAGAGAAUAUCCUCACCUAUAAUAAAGAAUUUCCUUUUGAUGUCCAGCCCGUUCCCUCGAGAAAAAUCCUGGCUCCAGGAGAGGAGGAGGAUCUCGAUCUGGACGAUGAUGAGGAUGCGGGGGCGUGUGCGUCUGAGGCUUUCGCGUCGCGAGCUCCUGCUUCUCAAGGCACCUUGUUACCACGGUUACCCUCUGAGCCUGGAAUAACACUACUCACAGUAAGAAUUGAGAAAAUCGGGUUAAAGGAUGCUGGGCAGUGCAUCGACCCCUACAUAACCGUCAGCGUUAAAGAUGUGAACGGCGUUGACCUGAAUCCGGUGCAGGAAACGCCCGUAGCCACCAGAAAGGAGGACAACUACAUUCACUUCUGCGUGGAUGUGGAGAUCCAGAGACACGUGGAGAAACUACCAAAAGGAGCAGCUAUCUUCUUUGAAUUCAAACACUACAAGCCUAAAAAGAAGUUCACCAGCACGAAAUGUUACGCUUUCCUGGAGAUGGACGAGAUCAAACCCGGACCGCUUGUGAUUGAGCUGUACAAGAAGCCUACGGACUUUAAGAGGAAGAAGCUGCAGCUCCUCACCAAGAAACCACUUUUCCUCCACCUUCAUCAGACGUUACACAAAGACAGCUAAGCCUCGGCUGGAAGGACGCCGAGAUCGCGUCUCAUCAUCACGUCCAGCAAUAUCCAAGAGGUCCAGCGUUUUCCAUGAAUGUGAAGACAGAAACAGAGCCGGUUGUUAAAUCAGCUCCUAUUUUUUGCAUUCUUAAUUUGUUUUGAAGUGAAGUGCAUUUUCUUUAUUUUCUUCUGCUGAAAAUCUCAAAAAAAUGGGAGAUUUUUAUUGCAAAAAAUGCAUUUUCUUUAUAGUUUGAAAACAUCCUGACACUUUCAAGUAAAUGUGCUGCAGAGGAGCUCAGAAAAUUUUGGUUGCACUUAAAUAAUCACCAAACUUGUGUUUGCAGUUAUUUGAAACGGUAAGGAGCACAACAACAAAUGUUUGAUUCCAACGUUCGGAACCGAAGUCCAAAAGUGACGUUAUUUUGAAAUAAAGUUAGAAGCAAAAGUGAAUCAACCACAAACCCAUGUUUCCCACCUGUUUUCCAAAACUUUAGGACUUGAACGUCAUUUUGGUUCAUGAGUACGAUAGCAAAAAGUCCUGAAAGCAACAUUUUUAUGUAUAUUCUCUAUUGUUUCUGUUUAUUUCCUGGAACAUUUGAGGCCAGUGAAAUUCAUCCGCGAUGCCAGAAGGAGCCUCACGAUGGCGUUCUUUGACAUCCCACACAAAACCAAGGAUAAAAGGUUGAAUGGCGUCCCUGUCUGUGCUUCAUAGUCGACAAAGUGUAAAUAAAUUUGACAGCGGAUGGAAUCUCCUAGCCUGACAGUGUGAAGUGAGUUUCUGUGUUUAGAGAGUAAGUUUACAGAAAAAGAAAACAUUUUUGGAGAUGUUGGAGCAUAAUUUGUCAAAAUAAAAGGUUUAUAUGUCUUGUAUUUUAUUAUUUUUUUUAUUAUUUGGCUUUUCUGUAAAAGAAGUUCAAUAAAUCUGGAGAAAAGUUUAUUUUUUAUUAAAUUACGAGGUUGGAAGAAAGCUGCAGCAAACAGUAACAGUGCUUCCAACUUUACUUUUUAUUAAAAUAACAUUUAAAAUUCACUAAAAUGAAAACUUUUUUCCCCCCAGUUAUUUUGUUGCUUUAAUUCCAGAUGAAGUAUUUAAUCUUCAGUUUCAUCAGAAUAAAAUGUGAACCUGUGUAAUCACAUUACCUAAACUGAUCAACUUUUCUGUCACAGAAAUAUCUUUGUAAGAUUUGCUUUGAGAUUUUAUUUUUGUAACAAACUGUGAGCCGCACUAACGGACGAACUAACCGGGAUGGAUGAAGCAGGAAAAAGCAUCAGGACUGAAAUGUUUUUGUUGACAUGCUGAAGGGAAGUUGAUCAUUCAUCCGUUUUAUUUGUAAUAAACCAAAAAAUGUUUUUU
Molecule: messenger RNA, 2452 nt
Organism: Oryzias latipes (Japanese medaka)
Lineage: Eukaryota; Metazoa; Chordata; Actinopteri; Beloniformes; Adrianichthyidae
Gene: aida
Product: axin interactor, dorsalization associated
Biological process (GO): determination of ventral identity
Cellular component (GO): membrane
Molecular function (GO): phosphatidylinositol binding
Source: RefSeq, a predicted model, not a curated record